Molecule: messenger RNA, 3768 nt
Organism: Dovyalis caffra
Lineage: Eukaryota; Viridiplantae; Streptophyta; Magnoliopsida; Malpighiales; Salicaceae
Source: the annotation of a GenBank genome assembly
AUGAGAGCAAGAAGUAGAAGCAAGCUUCUCUGCAAUCAAAUGCUUCAAAACAUCCCAUCUUUCAACUCCAAUAAUGCGAAAAUCAAAAGGGUCAGUUCUCUUUUCGCUCACUUCUCCAUUGAAUUUCGAUUCCUUACAACUUCUCUAACUGACCCUUCAGUAAAACCCCACACAGAUUUAUCUCUUAUUAACUUUAAUGGUAUUGCACACUCUGUCAUAACUAAAUAUUCUCAUUUCUUUGAUAAAAAUGAACCCAAAAGAGACAACUUUUUUAAUGAUGCUUCUUUUAAAACCCUGCUUUUAGAUAUCUCUGAUGUAAUACCUGACCUUACUCGUCGUUUUUUGAGGGGUUUGAGGUUGAAACCAGAAGAUGUGCUUGAAAUAUUAAUGGGUUUUCAAUUUGAGUGUGAAAGAGUUGCAGUUAAGGGUACAAAGGUUGAGUCUUUAUGGGAGAUUUUCAAGUGUGCUAGGGAACAAGAUAAGGGUUUUAGGCAUUUUCCUAAGUCAUGUGAGGUUAUGGCCUCUAUUCUUGUUAGAUAUGGGAUGUUUAGAGAGGUUCAGUUAUUGCUUUUGGCAAUGGAGAGACAAGGAAUUUCAAUGGAUAGUAGUGGGAUUUUUGUUAGUUUGAUUGAAGGGUAUGUUGGUGUUCGUGAUUUAGAAAGGGCUGUUUUAGUGUAUGAUCAAAUGAGGGAGGGAGAUUUAGUGCCUUCGUUGUCAUGUUAUCGUGUUCUUGUUGAUCUUUUGUUAAGAAUGAAGAGAACCCAGAUGGCAUUUCGAGUUUCUUUAGAUAUGGUAGAAUUGGGAGUUGAUGUCAGUGAAAGAGAGAAGGCUAGUUUUGAGAAUGUUGUCAGAUUACUUUAUAGGGAUGGAAUGAUUCAAGAAGCGAGGAAUUUUAUUAGGAAGGUAAUGGCCUUAGGUUUUGAGCCUAGCAGCUUGGUUCUUAAUGAGAUUGCUCGUGGGUAUUGUGAGAAGAAGGACUUUGAGGAUUCAGUAAGGUUUUUUGCUGAAAUGAAAUGUUCCCCAAAUGUGCCUACUGGCAAUAAGAUUUUAUUUAGUUUAUGUACUAGUUUUGGUGUAGAGAGAGCAAAUUUAUUCAGGCUCAAAUUGGAGCACUUGGGCUUUAUGCCUGAUGAAAUAACUUUCGGGAUCUUGAUUUGUUGGUGUUGUCGUGAAAGGAAAUUGAGGAAUGCCUUCAAUUAUUUAUCAGAGAUGUUAUCUCGAGGCCUAAAGCCUGAUAUGUGGUGUUAUCAUGCUCUUAUCAGUGCAUUGUUUAUGGAAGGCCUGUGGAAGCAUGGACGAGACGUUCUUGAUGAAAUGGUGGAUAUGGGAACAACCCCUGGUUUAGCAACUUUCAAAAUUCUUUUGGCAGGGUAUUGUAGGGCUAGACAAUUUGAUGAAGUAAAGGUGGUGGUUCGUGAGAUGGAGAACAGUGGUCUAAUUGAAUUAUCUGCACUUGAGGAUCCACUUUCGAAGGCAUUUAUGAUCUUGGAGCUCAAGACAUUAUCUGUUAGGCUGAAAAGGGACAAUGAUGUUGGGUUUUCUAAGACAGAAUUCUUUGAUGAUCUUGGUAAUGGACUUUAUUUGGAUGCAGACCUGGAUGAGUAUGACAAAAGAGUAACUGGGAUUCUUGAAGAUUCUUUGGUACCUGAUUUUGAUUUUCUUGUAAGGAAGGAAUGCAAUCAUGGAAAUUUUAAAGCUGCAUACUUGUUGACAGGUGAAAUGGCUCGAUGGGGUCAAGAACUGUCCCUCUCUGGUGUCUCUACAUUAUUAAAGGGGCUUUGUGUUUCUCAUUCCCAUAUCAAGUUAUGCAGCAGUCUUUUGGAGAAGAUGCCAAAGUUGGCUAGUCAACUAGACCAAGAAGUUCUCAGUUUGCUAGUCCAAGCAUACUGCAAGAUUGGAUUGACAUAUGAAGGGUGGUUAACUUUCAAUCAAAUGCUUCAGAGGAGUCUAACAAUUAACGGUGGAACAUAUACUGCUCUAAUUAAGGGACUAUGUAAGAAGAAAAAUUUGCAGAGCCUUCAUGAUUGCUGGGAUUUAGCUCGAAAUGGUAAAUGGUUACCAGGGUUGGUAGAUUGUAUUUCUCUGGUUGAAUGUCUGUGCCAUCGUGGAAUGCUGAAGGAGGUACUAGAGCUUUUGGAAAGGAUGCUGGUGUCAAAUCUUGAAUCAAGGUUAGAAGUCUUGCAUAUCUUCCUUGAAAAGCUUUCUUUUUCUGGCUUUUCAACCAUUGCUCACUUGUUGGUGGAAGAACUACUACAGCAUGGUUGUGUCUUGGAUCAAAUUGCAUAUAGCCAUCUUAUAAGAGGGUUAUGCAAGGAGCAAAAGUAUAAAGUUGCCUUUACGAUAUUAGACAUUAUGCUUGCUAGAAAAAUGGUCCCAUGCUUGGAUGUUUCUCUAAUUUUGAUUCCUCAGCUGUGUAAGGCUGAUAAACUUCGGAGAGCUAUUGAAUUAAUAGAAAUUGUUUCAAGAGAGCAAUCUACAUUCCACGCUGAUUUUAAUAAAAGAUUUUGUAUGACAGGAAAGGCUGGAGAAGCAGCCAAUAUUUUCCAGAAUAUGCUGUCCAAGGGGCUGCUUCCAGACACUGAUAUUUAUAAUAUGCUGUUUCAACGAUUUUGCCAAACCAAAAACUUUAAGAAAGCUAGGGAGUUACUUGGUGUUCUCAUAAGAAUAGGUGCAAGCCUCUCAAUCUCAAGUUAUCGCAGUCAUGUGCGCUUGAUGUGUUUGGAGGGUAAAGUGGAUUAUGCAUUGAGCCUGAAGGAGCUAAUGGUGCAAGAAAGCAAGUCUGAUAGCCUCGUCAUAUACAACAUUCUGGUUUUCUAUCUUCUCUCUGCUGGGCAAACUAUGGUUGUGAACAAGGUUUUGAAUGAAUUACAGGAGAAGGGGUUGCUAUUCAAUGAAGUUACUUAUAAUUUUCUUGUAUAUGGGUUUUGUAAGUGCAAAGAUAUCUCUACUUGUAUGCACUAUCUGUCUACAAUGAUUUCAAAGGAGCUUCGGCCAUGCUACCGCAGCUUAAGUACAGUAAUAACCUACCUGUGUGAUAUUGGAGAAGUUGGUAAAAUAUUGGAAUUGAGUCGAGAAAUUGAAUUGAGAGGGUGGGUUCUUGGCUCAAUUGCUCAAAAUGCAGUUAUUGAUGGCCUUCUUUUCCAAGAUAAGGUUCAAGCAGCAGAACAUUUUCUGGACCGAAUGGUAGAUAAAGGUCUAAUUCCUCGAAGUAUCAAUUAUGAUAAUUUAAUUAAGCGGUUUUGUUGCUUUGGAAGACUGAACAAGGCUAUUGACCUUAUAAACGUAAUGUUGAAGAAAGGAAAUAUCCCUAAUUCUACUAGUUAUGAUUCUGUUAUCCAUGGUUUCUGCACUAGAAAUCAACUGAACCAAGCAAUGGAUUUCCAUGCUGAGAUGUUAGAUAGGGAUCUUAAGCCAAGUGUCAACACAUGGGGGUUGCUUGUCCAACAGUUUUGCCAACAACGACAACCUGCAGAAGCAGAAAAGCUCCUUCUUUCAAUGGUUCAGGUUGGAGAAACUCCAACCAGGCUAAUGUACUCCUCUGUGAUUGAUAGUUAUCGCUCAGAAAACAGUCCAAGGAAGGCAUCAGAGCUAACGCAAAUGAUGCAACGCAGUGGUUAUGAGCCAGAUUUUGAUACGCAUUGGUCUCUUAUUAGCAAUUUAAGCAAUUUGAGUGAUAAGGAUCAUAAUAAAAGCAGUCAAGGUUUCCUGUCAAGCCUUCUAGGAAGUGGAUUCUCUUCCAAAAAGAACCUCGAUGCUAAACUGGGUUAA